Molecule: messenger RNA, 2873 nt
Organism: Megalops cyprinoides (Indo-Pacific tarpon)
Lineage: Eukaryota; Metazoa; Chordata; Actinopteri; Elopiformes; Megalopidae
Product: stromal membrane-associated protein 1-like
Exons: 11
Coding region: 156-1592 (478 amino acids)
Biological process (GO): regulation of clathrin-dependent endocytosis
Molecular function (GO): GTPase activator activity; metal ion binding
Source: RefSeq, a predicted model, not a curated record
UUCUGCCAUAUUUAGUGCUGAUUCUGGCUUCACGGGUUUGUACUGUAGUUACGGUGCCCCGGGGAAUGGUCUUGUUUGUAACACCUCUUCUGAGCCACGGUCAUUAAGGGAAAGAUUAGUGUUUCGUUACAGAAGCGGUCAAUAUUGGUAGAAAGAUGACUACGAGAUCAGAAAGGGAAAAGGCCCAAAAACUCAAUGAACAACACCAGGCCAUCCUGUCCAAAAUGCUGAGGGAAGAGGAUAACAAAUACUGCGCCGACUGUGAAGCAAAAGGUCCACGAUGGGCGUCCUGGAACCUGGGAGUGUUCAUAUGCAUCCGGUGUGCCGGGAUCCACCGCAACCUGGGGGUGCACAUAUCGCGUGUCAAAUCCGUCAACCUGGACCAGUGGACCCCAGAACAGAUCCAGAGUGUGCAGGAGAUGGGCAACACCAGAGCGCGGCAGCUCUACGAGGCCAACCUUCCAGACAACUUCAGACGACCUCAGACAGACCAGGCGGUCGAGUUCUUCAUCAGGGACAAGUACGAGCGGAAGAAGUACUACGACAAGAAUGCCGCCAACGGCACCAGCAAGUCCUCUGAUGCUGCCGCAGCCCCUGUGUCCUCUCCCUCCUCGCAAGCAGCAGAGAAAAGCAAGCUGGAGAAGGAGAGGGAGAAGAAGGAGGAGAGGAAGAGAGAAAAGGACGUAGACAAAGGGAACAAACCCGCAUCUUAUGACAAACCCCAGAAGAGAGACGAGAGCCAGCCAGAGUCCAAAGCCAGCCCCAUGAAAAGCUCAGAGCCAGCCAUCGACCUGCUAGGCCUGGACACCCCAGCGGUCGGUGCUGCUAAUGGUGGCAACGGAGCAGCCAGCACGGCCCCCCUCAGUGAUGACCUGGAUAUCUUCGGCCCCAUGGUCUCUAACCCCCUCCCGUCGUCCGGCGCACAGUUCUCUCAGGCCAGCUCCAGUAAAGCCCCGGCUGCCCCGGCAACAGCAGGAGCUGGAAGUUCAGCCCCCGCCCAGGGAGACCUGGACCUUUUCAGCGAGAGCGGCUCGAAAGCGGAAGACUCGGCCAAGAAGCCCCUCUCCAAGGACUCCAUCCUGUCUUUGUACAGCACCAGCAGCAUGGGCCAGCAGCCCGCCCCUGCUGCCAUGUUCAUGGGACCCUCUCAGAUGCAGUUCCCCGCCCAGCCCCCCUCCAACUUCCAGGCCUUCCCAGCCAUGGGCGCCGCCAUGCCCCCCACCACCAUGAUGGGUGCCGUCAUGGGCCAGGGCGGGGCCAUGAUGGGCCAGAACGCGGGCAUGAUGGUCGGCAUGACGAUGCCCAACGGCUUCAUGGGAGGCGCGCAGACGGGGGUGAUGGGACUGGCCCCCGGGGUGAUGGGGCCGCAGGCGGGCGGCAUGCCAGCGGGAGUGGUGCCCGCGCAGAACAUGUAUGCCAUGCAGCCCGGCCAGCAGGGCCAGUGGAACAUCAGCCAGAUGAACCAGCAGAUGUCUGGAAUGAGCCUGAACGGCGCGGGCGGGGCCAUGGGCUUUGGACAGCCAGGCGCCGCCAUGGGAGGCUGGGCGGGGCCGCCCUCGGGCCAGACCCUCAGCACGCAGCUGUGGAAGUGAACGUCGGGGGGCCGGGCGGGGUGCCGGCAGUGGGUGGAGCCCCGGGCCCGUCAGCCCCUCCCACGCCGUCCACAAGCCCGAGUUUUAUCCACGUACUGACACGCGUUUUUUUUCUCGUUUCCAACCGUUAAUGCUCGGGAGAAUAUUGGCUCCGCCCGGUCGGUGUGUAUUGAUUGAGUGGCCGGAGCGUGAAGCUGUAUACAGACUGGCAGCAUUGUCCAUCUUAUUUAAAAACAACUUUUUUUUCUUUUUUCUUUUCUUUUCUUUUUUCUUUUGUUUUUUUAAGCAUAUCAGCGAAGAAGCUGCUGGACCAAUUAUAAAGGCGUCUAAUAUAUCAUUACCAAAUCAAUAGUGAAUAAUAGUAUUUAAAUGGAAGAGAAAUGGCUAUCAUGUCUGUGAAUUCCUCUCUCAUGUGUAUAAGCUCCCGUGCCCCGGCAAUCCCCCUUGAUGAUAUCAUAUGAGAAAAUGUACUGUAUGUUACCAUAAAUAGAGAUAUCCAAGGAAGCUGUGACCAUUGCUUUGUUCCACUGACCACCUCUUCAGUUGAAACAAUUAGUUCAUCUUAUUGUGAUUGUUUAUUGUGCGCAUUACAGAGAAGCACAGUUAGCAAGGUCAAAAUAAACCUGGAUGACUGAAGACUGGGAGACAGGGCAUUGCCGGGUGUGAAUUGGAAAUCUGGGAGGGAAAGGAAAGCAACGAACACACAUCCAGGCGAACUUUAGAUUAAAUGCUGCAGCAGAGUUUCUACGAACAUAGACAGGGUCUCUCUGCCCGUCAGUAAGGAAAGGUUUCAUACCUCGUCCUCCAGGUUUAUUUCUGUAAUGUGUUUACAUUUUCUGGUGCCUAGUACAGAUAAAAAAAUGUUAUUUCUGUGCAUUAAACAGUGAAUAGCCAUGAAAUAUCGCGUGAUCCUUUCCUCUGACGUCUCGUAAAGCUUCCUUUGUCCCUGUUCUGUUUUUUUUUUCAUUAUUUUAAAGGAGGGUCGUUCAGAAUAAAGACAGCUGUAACUGUUCUCAGGUUUAUUCACUGUAUGUAAAACUGACAGCGCAGCCCUCCACCCUGGGCGUAGCGACCGGCACAGAAUCUGCCGAAAUAAAGAUGCGCAGUGCCGCGGCUCCUCCCCUGUGCCACCGAAAUGAAGUCGAAGUCGAAGGUGUCGUUCGUUUCAGAAGAGCGGCGAGGACUGUUCUGCACACCACGUGAACACUCGAAUGAAGACAAGAAGAACUCUCUGACCUCCCUCCUCUUUUGGCAAACGUGGAACGGUGAGGAUAUGGCGUC